This is a messenger RNA of Guillardia theta CCMP2712, 1393 nucleotides long. RefSeq lists its product as hypothetical. NCBI's taxonomy places the organism in Eukaryota, Cryptophyceae, Pyrenomonadales, Geminigeraceae. The coding region runs from base 16 to 1224 and encodes 402 amino acids. The record is from RefSeq and is a predicted model, not a curated record. Gene Ontology annotation, molecular function: calcium ion binding. The transcript has 5 exons.
AGAUAUAAACGUUUGAUGCUGCGCAAACUAUCGACUCUUCAUGCCCACGUCAUCAGCCUUCUUCUACUCUUCAUCGAUGUCCCCGUCGCAGGGUUCAUCGCCCUUCCGCCCGCAUCCCUGGCAUCAAAGAACGUAAAACUUGUGAAUGUGAACAUACUUGCAAGCAAGAGGCUAAGGAACGUGAACCACGGUCUGAACUCCGUCAGCAGCCUUGCCGAACGGGUUGUUGAGCAAGACCGCGUUCAAACUUUUGGUCUUUCGCUGUCUGGAGGAGCAGAGGACAAGCUGAAGCAGGAGUUCGAGCUGAACAGGGGGAAGGCAGUUGACACCUUGCUGUCGGACUACCCCACCAUCUUCACCGAGUCCUGUGAUUUCAGCAUUUUCCACCCGUCCAUCACCCUGCGGGAUACACAGGGGUUCAGCAUCGAAGGGAUCGGAGCUUACCGAGCCUUCUUCUCCAUCGUUCCCAGCCUUGCCAACGUUCUCUUCUCAAGAUGCGAAGUGUCUGCGGUGUUGAUGGACAAGUACGGGCUGUGCAAGAACAAGAUCAAGAUCCGCUGGAGGAUCGACUUCUUCCCGAGGUUCUCGGGGAUGUCGACGCUCAAGGACAUCUUCCGUUGGGUGGACUCGAACGGGGAUGGCGUGAUCAGCUCCAAGGAGUUCUUCGAGGUGCAGAAGAGAAUGGUUGGAGGGCACACAGGCCGAAAAUCUCCCUUGGUGGUUGAAGGCAUCAGUUCCUAUACCUUGAACGCAAAGGCUGAGAUUUUACUUCAUGAGAUCGAGGUUACCUCGCCGACCAAUUAUCCGUUUCUUGAAAGUUUGCGGGAACUUCUACCCGUAAGGAGGACCCCGGAGUUUGUUAGGGGGGUCCCGAGCUUCUACCACCCACCCGCUGCCCUCCAGCCUACCCUCUACCUGGAGUCUACCAAGACUCUUCCUGGACCCCCCGGCGGAGACAACGACGAGGGGGUGGGAGCGCAGCUGCUCGGAGCGAUUCUAGGGAAGGAGAAUGUGAAGAAGCUACCGAAGCAGUGCAAGGAGGACUACGACUGCAAUCCAGGAGGAUACAACUUUCCUUUGAGAUGCGUUGACUUCAUUAUCGCUCGCUUCUGCGUCGACCCGGAUGACUGGCGCGGCGGAGGACUUGGAGCUCUGUCGAUUGGACCGGAGUAUCUCGUGCCUGAGCCGAUUCCUGUGCGAGUAGAAGACGGAUGGACAAGAUAAGAAGAGGAAGAAGAGGAACAAGGGGUGGGGAUGACAGGAGGAGGAGGAGGAGGAGUGUGGAAGCUGAUGUAGUAGAAGGCGAUAGGAGACAAGAAGUAAGAAGGUGGGAGGGGACGGAGGGGGAGGAUGGAGAUGGACUGUGAUUUCUAAAUACAUGUACAUUUAGUUG